AUGUGUAUUCUGUGCUGGAGCCCGCGCGCCGGUACCCAAGUGCUAAAAUGUGUGUUGUGUUGGAGAUGUUCUCAAAUGUGAACCAAUUAUGUGAAUUUUGUUUAGUUAUUUAAAAACCUUAUAUAACCUUAGUUAAUUAUGCCUUCCACUUUAGACGAGAGUGGUUGCCCAAUAUAUAGUAUUUUGAUGGACAAUAAUAGUUCUAAUGUUGCGGUACAAUGUGACGCUAAGAAGCAAUGUGAAGAUAUAAGUUACGUUAAACAAAAAAUGCUGGAAGCCGAUUUAAUAAUAAGACAUUACAAAAACAAAAAUCUGUUUGAUAAAUCGGGAAGAUUUGACAGAUUGAGUAACUCUCCAGAUGGAUAUAAUGAAGCUUGUAAUUUCAAUGUGGCUGCAUCAAAUGAAUUGAAUAAUAACUAUGAUGUCAUACCACAGGCGGUGGGUCUAGCUAAAGAAAAAGCUCUACUGGAAGCAAGGCUGGCUUCAACUGAUAUCAAAAUUCAGGAAAUGAAAUCGCAUAUUAAUCAACUUCAGAUGCUGGUUACUGAAUAUGAAACACAGAUAGAAGCGUUGAAAAUAGAAAAUCAAUUACAAAAAUGUAAUACUAAAGAAUACAACAAUAUGAUAAAUGAUAUAUGUCUGUUCAGAGACAUUGUGCUCGGAAAAAAAAAGAUGCAAACCAGACAUAAAAAGGUUUUAAAGAAGUAUGAUAAAUAUAAAUCGACUGCAAGUGAUAUCCCUGAUUGUAGUAUCGAUGAAAUGGAAAUAUGUAAUCAAUCAACAGUUAAGGCAGCAAAGAAAUCUAAAAACAAAUCCAAUCAGGUGAAAGACUUAUUGAGUGAAACAAGUACUGUCAAUAAAAAUGUAGGGAAAGGUAGUAAGUUAUUGCUACAAGUUAAUGGACGACAAGAUUCCGAUGCUGUUAACGAAAUCAUCAGUGAAGAUUCCGGUUUCAGUUCGUUUGGUAACAGCCCUGAUUAUUAUCCAACCAAUAGUCCUUGUAGUACAACAAACUACACUCAAAAAGAGAAGAAAAACCACGUCGAUAUUGCUACCAGUCCUAUUACUGUACAGGAAGAACUUAAGAUUAUCACACAUCCUACAGAUAUAGAAAAUCAAGAAAAGUGCAGCUCUUGCAGUCAAUUGAGUAACAACCUAAAAACGGAAAAGACCUAUACAGAUAGAGCUACAAGUCCUAUCACAAUAGAGGAAUAUAUCAUUGAAAUUAUUAAUUCAGGUAAAGAAUGCACUGAAAGCGAUCAAUACAUCCAAGAUGACAUACCAUGUGAAAGGCAAAACAAGAACGUUAUACAUGAUGAAUCUAACAAAACCCGUACAGUACAAGAUAAUGAAAUAGAAAUCAAUGAUGAAAUUCAAGACUGUGUAAAAACAAAAGAAUUAGCCAGUUCUGAAAUGGAAAGUUAUUUUAAUGAUUUAGAAGAACUUGUUAGCAACCAUCCAAUGAAUGAUACGCCACAGGAAGAAAAUAACGAAGAAACAAAUGAAAUUAAUGCAGUAGAGGAAGAUCUGGAAGAUGUGAUAAAUGAUGACAAAGAUAACAUAUCUUUAUGUGAUUCUGAUAUUAUAGAGGGAUGUCUGUUUGGUCAAGAUAGUUUCGAAACCAAUAUUCCAUUAGAAAAUGAAAUAAAUCAGAAACAAUUAUCUGAUGUAGCGACUAGUCCUAUUACAGUUCAAGGGAAAUUGGUAGAAAUAGCAACUAGUCCUAUUACAGUACAAGGAAAAUUGGUAGAAAUAGCAACUAGUCCUAUUACAGUACAAGGAAAAUUGGUAGAAAUAGCAACAAGUCCUAUUACAGUACAAGGAAAAUUGGUAGAAAUAGCAACAAGUCCUGUGAAAUUUGUAGACUGCCUACCUAACAAUUUGAAUGCUGAAUCCAUUAAGAAACCUACCUUAAACUGCACAAGGGUUGUUGAAAAAAGUAAAACAAUUGGAAUAAAUACCGUGGCAAUUAAAAAGCGCGAAAAAGCAACUAGUCCUAUUAAAUUUGAUGUUAAUUCUGGAGAUCAGAAAACUACAUUGAGCUCAAGCGAGCAAGAAUGCCUGGAACUCAAUAAUAGUAAAAAACUUAACAGUUGUCAUGACUGUGAGGUAGAAACCAUUUUAAGAACUAUGCGAUUAGAUUGUGAACUAAUAACACCCAUUCCUAAAUCGCCAGCCAAACCGCAAAAAGCAGAAACAAUAUUAAGAUCGUCUCCAUGUCGCAGAUGUCAAGAUCUGGCCAAACUUAGGAAGGAAAAUGAAAACUUACAGUCAACUUUUCAGGAUAUCGCCAAAUCAAUGUCUAACAUGACAUGGUUAAUAAAAAGUAGAGGAGUAUUAAUAAAUAACAAUUUACAUAGUAAUGACAAAGAAUCUUCUGAAUCUGUAAUGGACGAGUUUACACCGCCGAUCACUUCUAAUGUAAAUAUUGAAGAGUUCAAUAAUGAAACUGAAAGUAUACCAGAUUAUUUACCAAGUUUAGAAGCUGUUAAAAACAAACCGACAGUGGUUACAGAUGUUGUAAGAAGGUUGGAAUUUGGUGAAAAAGAGAAUCAUCUCAAGAAAAAACCGGUUAUAAGUAAAGAAAAUCAACCAACGUCACAUUCAAACAUUUUGAAAUUAACUCAAAUUUGUGACAACCAAAACUCUCUAAACAGUAACCAAAUUCUGAACGAGUCCAAUGAAACCUUAUCAGAAGAAAGUACUAGCGAGGAGAUUAACCAAGAUGAACAGAUUUCAAAUACAGAUUUGGUAACAUCAGGUGAAAUUGAGAAAGAAGUCAAUAAAAAUAAAGACCAAACUUGCAAUAUGCAUGUCGAUGAAGAAAAUGUAUCUAGAUCGCCCACCAAAAAAGUCAAAAAAGCUUUAAAAUUGACAAAGCUAGAAAAAUGGAAGAGAACAUUGAUUCCAAAAUCCAAGAUCAGAAGAGAAUUAACACCACCAAUCAGAAAAAAUAAGAAAAAACAGAUUUUAAAGAAGAAAGUUGUAUUAGAUGAAUCUCCUAAACCCAAAAUAGCUGUAGACAAAAAUGCAGCUUAUAAAAAAGCAGUAGAAAUAAUGGCUGAAUUAAGAGAUAAAGAAAAUAAUAAAACCAUUGUAAAACCAACUGUAGCUAAAGCUUUAGAAAAGAGUGAUAAAUGCCAACAAGAAGUACUUAUUGUGUUAUCAAAAUGUGAUGAUUUUAUUCAAAAACAAACUAGUGAGGCUGAUACACAUAAUCACGAUAAAACAAUUAAUAAAGCUAUUGCAACAAACAAUACUGGUGUGCAGAAAGACACACAAGUAGACAGUAGUCCUGCACCUGUUACCACAAGGAGUCGGAGUAAAAGAUUGUCUUCAGAACUUUUUAAUAGCCCCAAAUCGGAUAAGAAACGAGAUGAACAUGUUCUAUCCUUAUUAGAAAAAGAGAAUUCUACAAGUCCUAUACGCAGAGGACGGAAACGUUGUGCGUCCGACAAAUCUGAGAGCACACCUAAAAAGAUAUUACGAGGUCCUGGCAUCCAUGAAUCUAGCAUAAAUAAGACUGAUAAUUCUAAUGCAAAUGUAAUGAAAUCACCGCGCAAAGAUUCAGAAAAUAUUGCAGUUAGAAGAACGUCAAAUCGCUUAUCUUGUUCACAAAAUCCGAAAGACACUGAUUGUAGUACAAAAGAAACUGUUGAUAACAAUGACAUGGAUGUCUCCAGUCAAACAUUACCUCAAAAUAAGCAACAAACUUGCGUAUUUGAACCGACGGUGAAUUUUAACGACCGCAUUUUCUGUAGAAUGUUAGAAAAAUAUGCAAUAACUUCAGUCAAAUACCAAGCCAAAAAACUACCAGAUGCUAAAAUUAAUAUGAUCGCAUCGAAACUGGAAGAUGGUAUUGCAACUAUUAUAGACCAACCUCGAAAUGUUAAGAAUGCAAUGAACGAUUUAGUUGAUGAAAUACAAAACUGGGAAAAGAAGGUGUUUGUGACUGGACUUAUGAUGUAUUUGAAGAAGCCGGCACGUAAAGACGAGCUGUUUAACACAGUGUUAGCGCCGCCCGCGCCGCCGAUGACCAAAUCUGAACAAGUACUUCUAUACAUAUUGAAGCAACUAAAAGCCUGUUGGGACCCAAAUAUUAUAGAAACUAUAAUGAAAAGCAUAGAGUACUCUCUAUUUCAAUUAAAUCAUACACCAGAUUUUGGAACAGUGGAGAGUCUAUCGCAUUUCUAUGCUAUUCUCUGCAGGUAUUUCUCAGUGAGUAGUCGGCUGCGACUGUUCAUGUUGGAUGCUAUGUACUGCAUUCAGUUCAAAUCGGUGGCGCUUAUAAAACAAUGUUUAAAUGUUUGGAUGCAUAUUCUGCCUUUGUCUCAUAUGGGAAUGGCUAAAUGCCCGUUAGUGAUGUGCUUAAUAUAUUUGCUGCACUUUUUUAAAUGCGAUGAUAAAUAUAACCGAGUCCAAGAAAUAAGAGAUAUAUUGAAACGUAAAUAUUUCUAUGAAGUAACAGACUGGAGUGAACCUAAGAUGCUGGAAAUGUUUAAGAAUGCAAUAUUAGAAAUACGUGAAGUUCCGGUUGAAAAGAAAAUGCUUCGAUUGGCGUUUAUAAUUCUUGCUAAACGCAAAGGUCCUAAUUGGACACAAAAGAACAUAAUCAAAGAUAUGAUCCAGCCUCUCAUAGAGAAGGCAGGUGUGCGGGACGCAGUGAGGGAGUUCAGUGUAUCAAUACUGGGGCCAUUGAUGAAGCCAUAUCCUAACGACAUGAAAGUGCAUUGUGAGGUUGUUGUCAAUCAGCUCCUGGAAAUGGUAAAUAAUGCUAAACCCAGUAUGGAGACGGCGAUAUUCACGAGUUUGCUGUACAUGCGGCGACACAACCCCGAGCGCGUCAAUCAGGCGCUGGUGAAGUGGCGCCCCCGCGUCUUGCCCCCUGACCUGGAGCGCCUGCUCAAAGAUUACAUCAGGGAGAAACCCGCUAGGGUAUGGAAAAUUAUACUCUCCAAAAUUCAAAUUACAUAAAUAUUGUGUAAUUUUGUGUGUGUGGGAAUUUUAGACCCUUAUAAAGAUUAGAUGGGAAUUGCAUUUGACGGAGGGAACAGAAAAAAUUUAAACAUCUCAUUUCUAUUACAUCUAUCAAUUUAAUGUAAGCAUCUAAUAUUGUGAAUGUCUAUGGACUAGGCUAAUUCGCUCUUUCGGCGAAUUCAGGUGGCCACUAGCUCAUUUACCACCUUAUGAUAUAAAACUGUAAAAACGUGUAUAUUUGAAAUAAUUCACUAAUUAAGUCAAGAAGAUAAGUUAAAAAAUGUUUUAGUUGUCAGAUCUGUAUUGCAAUUUUUACCAGUGAUUUUUUUUAUUAUGACAGUAUUAGGAAUUAUGUAAUAUCUAAUGUCAGUAUAUAAAUUGUUUUACCCUACACUUGUUCUUUAAAAGUUAUACUUUAAUUAAUAUGCUACAGUUAAUUAAAAAAGCAUUAAGCUUGAUUUAAAUCAGUUUUAUUUGGCAUCAUGAUUUAAUUCUAAUUUGAUUUUACAAAAAUAAAAUACGGUAAUUUUCGUGUGUUUGGUUUAUCACAUAUGAAAACUAUUAAUCUUGCUGCAGUUCUAUUAUCUUUUAUUCUCUUAACUCCUUGUGAAAAUUGUUAACACCAAAGAGUACUUUGGUAUGGACUCUACUAAGAGUGAUUUAUUUUAAGUCGUACUAAAUUGUAAAUGUGUAAUUAAAAAUAUUUGUUUUUUGUAUUAAGCGAUACUUGGUAUUUUGGUUUGUAUAAUUUUGCAUAGCAACAGCGGUUGCCUAGCAACGCGUUUAGCAGGUGAAUUCAUGUAAAACAUGCUACUAAUUUUUGUCUAUCUGAAUGUUCUACUAAAAUGUAAUAUAGAAACAUUUUAGCUGGACUAAUUAUUGUUCUAUUUCAAAGAAUGAAUUAUGGACAAUACUUAUUAUGUUUUUAAUAUUUGCAGAUGUGAUAGGGGUUAGGACAAAUCUGUAGUUUUCUAGCUCCUAGUGUUUCAUAAAAAUGCAGACUUCUGAUUGCUCUGUUUUACAUAUAACUUCAUUUUUAUCAAUACUGACUUACAAAAUAUAUUUGCUUAACCAAUUAUUAUUUCCAUUCCUAAAUUCUAGUCACUCAUUCUUAAGGCUUUUUGUUUUGUUUUCAUUUUAGUACAUGCUUCUGCAUUUUUUUAUCUUAUCUGUUAACCCAUUCUGCUGAAGCCUUUCAUACAUUUUGAACCUUUAUUUUUAAUCAAAGGACUUUGUCGCAGGACAGUAUUGAAGUCGGCAUCAUGUAGAAAUUAAAGCUAGGACUGAAUGCAAUACACAAUGUAACUGCAAUAAUUUUUACCCCCUUUUUUAGUGUUAAAAUGUGUAUAAAAAUUAGAGUUUUAAUAAUAUUCGUAAAAUCACUCAUUAAGGUACUGUACUGGUUACUCUAAACAAUGUAGUCAUAAGAAACGAUUGAAAGAUUUGUAAGAACAUUAUGGUGUCAAAGUUGUAUGUGUUUUUAGGUAUGGAUGUCUAUGUUUUUACUGAGGCCUAUCAUGAAUCUGCGAGAAAUAUGGUCGUUAUGAAAACUUUCUCGCAAGUUUUCGUGAUAGGUUCUCUUCGUGAUAUAUUGAUAGUUUUAAAUUAAUGCAAAUAACGUAUUCAAAUAGCUUAAUCACGUAAGCCAGUGUCUAUUUGUUAAUUAUUCAUGGAUUACCUCUUUCUGAGACAAUUUCGGUGUUUGCAGAACUGUUAGGUUAAGUUAAAAGUAAAAAACUGCUGCUUUCAAAUGAGUUUCAGUUUUGCGCACUAUACUCUCUGUGAUUUAUGUAGGAAUUAAAUUAAAAAAUAAACAUUUGAGUUUUAUAA
Molecule: messenger RNA, 6807 nt
Organism: Papilio polytes (common Mormon)
Lineage: Eukaryota; Metazoa; Arthropoda; Insecta; Lepidoptera; Papilionidae
Exons: 12
Coding region: 139-4974 (1611 amino acids)
Source: RefSeq, a predicted model, not a curated record